This is a messenger RNA of Cydia fagiglandana, 8562 nucleotides long. It is a transcript of the gene fray, whose product is annotated as STE20/SPS1-related proline-alanine-rich protein kinase-like. The transcript has 3 exons. Lineage: Eukaryota; Metazoa; Arthropoda; Insecta; Lepidoptera; Tortricidae. Bases 1 to 1467 code for a protein of 488 amino acids. The record is from RefSeq and is a predicted model, not a curated record. Gene Ontology annotation, biological process: protein export from nucleus; protein phosphorylation; activation of protein kinase activity. Gene Ontology annotation, cellular component: serine/threonine protein kinase complex. Gene Ontology annotation, molecular function: ATP binding; protein serine/threonine kinase activity; protein serine/threonine kinase activator activity.
AUGGCGAGCGCUUGGCCUAAUAGCCAAGAAGACUAUGAGUUGUUAGAAGUAAUUGGUGUUGGUGCGACCGCUGUGGUUCAUGCAGCUUUGUGUAAACCUAGGAACGAGAAAUGUGCCAUCAAGCGAAUCAAUCUCGACAAAUGGAAUACUUCCAUGGAUGAGCUUUUAAAAGAAAUCCAAGCUAUGUCCUCAUGUAACCACGAGAAUGUAGUAACGUAUUACACGUCUUUUGUCGUCCGUGAGGAGCUUUGGUUAGUUCUACGGCUUUUAGAAGGCGGUUCGCUCCUCGAUAUAAUAAAGCAUAAAGUCCGCGCGACGAAUUGCCGUCACGGAGUUUUCGAUGAAGCUACAAUAGCUACCGUUCUUAAAGAAGUUCUACGUGGCCUUGAAUAUUUCCAUCAGAACGGACAGAUCCACCGAGAUAUCAAAGCGGGGAAUAUACUCCUAGGUGACGACGGUGCGGUACAGAUAGCUGACUUCGGAGUGUCAGCUUGGCUGGCAACCGGUCGGGAUUUGUCACGACAGAAAGUCCGCCAUACUUUCGUAGGCACCCCAUGCUGGAUGGCACCAGAAGUUAUGGAGCAAAACCACGGCUACGACUUCAAAGCGGACAUAUGGUCGUUCGGAAUAACUGCUAUAGAAAUGGCUACCGGCACAGCGCCGUACCACAAGUAUCCUCCUAUGAAAGUUUUAAUGUUAACUCUUCAAAACGAGCCUCCAACUCUUGAUACAGGAGCGGAAGAAAAAGACCAGUACAAAGCCUAUGGGAAGACGUUUAGGAAAAUGAUAUCCGAGUGUUUGCAAAAGGAUCCGACGAAGCGGCCGUCGUCGACCGAGCUGUUGAAGCAUGCGUUCUUCAAGAAGGCUAAGGACAGGAAGUAUUUGGUGCAGACGCUGGUGUCGACGGGGCCCAGCAUGGAGACGAGAGCACACAAGGCGUCGCGUCGGCAGCCCGGCGCUUCAGGGCGGCUGCAUCGGAUGGAGACAGGCGAAUGGGUAUGGGAAAGCGACGACGAAAACGACGACGACGAAGACAACGCCGCCCGCGACCGCCCCAUGAACACCCUCGCCCGCGCUGACUCCUCCGACGACGAGGACGAACCCACCACCGGCGCCGGAACCUUCACCAUAGGCUCCCUAGGAACCAGCAGCGAAGAACCUCCGCUCAUCAACCUGGUGCUCCGGAUGAGGAAUGAUAGGAAUGAGCUGAAUGAUAUCCGGUUCGAGUUCGCUCCGGGGAAGGAUUCUGCGGACGGUAUUGCUACGGAGCUGGUUGGAGCGGGCUUGGUGGAGCAGAGAGAUGCUGGCGCCGUAGCGGUGCACUUACAAAGGUUGGUGGACAACUGGCUGUCCCCGGGCGAGGCUGGCCCCAUUCGAACCGCCACGUUCCGUCUGGACGCCGCGCCCAUAGAGCCCCCCGACGAGAAGGGACUGAUCGGGUACGCGCAGAUUUCCAUCGUCGACUAAACUAGCAGCCACACAUCGGUGAAUCGUAUAUCUUCGUGAUAAAGAUGAAUUUACAAUGACAAGAGCAUGGUCGGCUUCAGACAGAUUUCCAUCGCCGAGGAGGAACUUAUUAGCCUCUACAAACGUCGUCGAUAAUCGUUAUAAUUAUUUAAAAUGGCAUGCCAUUACAAGGUCUAUCUUAUGUCUUUGCAGUAAGCAGGGUUGGGCAGUAUUUCAAUUACAUGUAUUUGAAAUACAUUUUAGUAUUUUGUAUUUGUAUUUCAAAUAUUGCACUCACAUGUAUCUUGUAUUUCAAAUACUUCAAGCUUCAAAAUACAUUUCUACAAAAUACAUUUUAUUAAAUUCCAUAGGAUCAUAAUCCUAAAAAGGAACGUUUUUUUUUUAAAUAUAAUGUACGACUUGUACGAGGGCAAAUAGGUACAAUGCGCGAGUUAUUUAUUCUGCGCGGAACUUUUCGUCAACAGCCAGGGGAUAGAGUCAUUGCAGUAGUUUCCGUCCAUGCUCUAGUUUUCGACCACUUGACAGAUAGGCAAAUAAUAUAUUUCAUUUUUAAUUUACUAUUUGCAGCAAUGUAGGUUUAUAUUCAAAUUUCGUCAAGUGGAUGAAAACUAGAGCUGGACGAAAACAAGCGCAAUGACCCUAUACGUUUUUAUAGGAAAUGAUAUUCGUUAAAAAAACUAAAUGAUUAAACAAAAAAAAUGAAAAGUAUUUUGUAUUUGAAAUACAUUAUUUUAAACACUGUAAUUUGUAUUUCAAAUACCAGUCUCCAAAGUAGUUUGUAUUUGGUAUUUCAAAUUUCUUUUAAAAAUGUAUUUUGUAAUUUGUAUUUGUAAUACGUGGAAGCCAGUAUUUUGCCCAACCCUGGCAGUAUGCUAUCUAUACGAUUAAUUCCCGGGUCGUUGACCGCACGCGCCGGUGAAACGACGGUUGGAUUGACAACUCUUAGAUUAUUGUUUUUUUUUAUCUAAUGCAGGGGUCGGCAAACUUGUGAAGAUGAGCCAACUGCAGUAAAUUUUAUGGGUGACGUAAAGCCGCUAUUGUACCUCCUCCGCAUGUGGCUCGCGGGCCGAGGUUUGCCGACCCCUGAUUUAAUGCAUAGACAUCGCUGCCGGCAUUAUACCUACGCAAGCGAACUCGCUUGGUGCUUGGUUUUUUUAAGCUUUAGAAUUAUUAGGGUUAUGUUUGUGGCAUAGACUAUCGAGUGUUGUUGAGAUAUUAUUUAAUUUUUCAAUUAAUUCGACGCUUACUUAAUGUGAACCAUGUUUUUAUUGCUAUAUGUAUGGCUUUAUUUUAUGUUAGGUGUAUAUACCCAUAUCAAAAUACAAUAACGAGUAUGGUUUUAUGUUUUAGUUAUUAUUUAAUUGAAUUGUGAAAUUUAGCCCUCAAUAAAUACUUAUGUAUUUUUCAUUCCGCUCAGGAGCAUUUUUUAUAUAUAAUAAUAUUAAUAAUGUCCUGAUGUCGAUAUUUGCUAAUAUUUAUUUGGACAUAAAUUACAAUGCAUCACAUUAUAUAAAUAAUUAAAAAUAUAUUUUACAAUAAUUAAAGUAUAAAAACUCCAUAACACUCUAUAAUCUAAAAUAAAAACGUAAACCCCAUAUCAUGUCUCGCUUUUUCGUGACGUCAUGAGUAGGGUAAACUACCCAUUAAUUUGCACUGAAAUGUAGCAGUCAUUGGCACUUUUGUAGAAAAGUAUGCUGCCUUAAGCCCCCAUUCGCACGACAGCUUAUUCAACGCGCGUUAAAAAAGCGCUUGAAGCUCUGUCCGCACUCUAAAUCCGAUUUAACGUCCAAGACUUAAAGUCGAAAAUCCAACAACGCUUGAUAAAAAGCGCCGCCGCUGUCGUGUGAAUACAUACAUGGCUAUCCAUUUGUGUCAUUCAAACGCUCGGAGUAAUUAACAAUGGAGCCGCAAUUAACAGGCGUUUCCCUCUGUCGAAAAUAGGCGGCCAAUGGUCAACCACGUCAACCGUAUGUAUGGACUGACGUUUAUCUGACAUGACGUACCUAUACAUUUGAUGUGCCCCUCCCCCGCAAAAAACGGCAGACUAUUUUGUACCGAAAAUUUUAGACAUGGCGUCUCCGUUGUUAAUUACUCCGAGUUCAAACGCUUUUUUAAAGCGCGUUGAAAAAGCUGCCGUGCGAAUGGGGCCUAACAUAAGGUUAGAGGUCCAACCUUGGGUAGGAUGCCAACGAUAGGAUACCUAUUUUCGACGCCCGGCGCGUCAAGUCUGUAUCUAUAACUAUAACUAAUUAAGUUACAUAUUGUUUAUACGCUCCGAAUACACAUUUUAUUGGUGAAUAAAGGAUUUAUGAUAGUUCUAUUGUUUUCAGCUCAAAGUAUGAAUUUCUGAAACGAAUUUUUGGGUUAUAUGCUGUGCUAAACGAAAACCGGUUAACGAAAGUAUAACCAAUCUUAAAAUUAAUCCCCACUAUAAAUGUAGUGCAUAAUUGUUUUCCAUCGUAUUUUCACGGAAACGUACGAACAUGUCUUGCCAUUUCAGUCAGUCUCAGUACAAAAAGUACUGAGGUUGACUGAAGUAGCAUGACAAAUACGGACGUUUCCGAGAAAAUACGAUGGAAAACAAUUAAGCACCUACAUCUGUACUAAUAUUUUUAGGCACACAUAUAAAUGUGUCUAUUAGGGAAAAUAAGGAUUUGCGAUCCGGAUCCAACUAGUAUGAAAACCGGAUUCGAUGGAUCAUCCGUACAAUUUGGAUCCGUGUAGCAUCCUAUACGACCCGGCCUAUACGAAGCGGCCCGCAAACCUCUCACUCGCGGCCCGCGAGCCCCCCUGGCUAUUUUGUAUGUAAUAUUGUCAAACAUCAAUGUCUGAUAAAGUCGCACAUUAACAAAAGUGCGGCCCGCGUCAACUUACUUAACUACUAUGUGGCCCUUGGCUGCUAAAAGGUUGCCGACCGCUGGGGGCUUUAAUUUUAAGAGUGGAUUUACUCUAGAACCCAUUUAAAGGAUUGUUUCAUAUCGCCGUUAGUUCCUACGAUUAGCCAUAGUGACUUAGAUGAAGUAGGUUUUUUUAAUGCGCCAUUUCCAAUGCGCUUUUAUUGCACAUUUAUCUAAAACUAAAGCAAGACCAACUGAACAAAUUGUUAAAAUAAUUAUAAAAGAGAUAACUAAACAAUAGGGUAAUUCGCCAGCAACUGGCCACCGGCCAAUAACUGGCCACCCUAAACUAAAAAUGAAUUAUAUUCACCUAUAAACUGAAUUAUUUUUAGUAUAAGGUUUCAAUAACUGGCCAGCCUUCAAUAACUAGCCACCUUAUACUAAAAUGAAUUCAGUUUAUAGGUGAAUACAAUUCAUUUUUAGUUUAGGGUGGCCAGUUACUAACAGGUGACCAGUUACUGACGAAUUACCCUACAUUGAAAAAAAUAUGUAGACACUUGCAGAUACAGGCGACUCGUCUGGCCUAGUGGGUAGUAAACCCUGCCUGUGAAGCCGAUGGUUCUGUGAUGAACACAUAUUUGUUCCUGAGUCAUGGGUGUUUUCUAUAUAAGUAUUAUACGUAUGUAUUUAUUUGUAUAACUAUGUAUAUCGUCGCCUAGGACUUUUAGUACAAGUAUUGCUUAGUUUGGAGCUAGUUUGAUCUGUGUAAGAUGUCCACUAAUUAUUUAUUGAGUAUUUAUAUAUUUUAUGCGUAAACACUUCUUGUUUUCUUGGUUUUGCUUUAGGGUCACCUACUUUUCUCUAUUUACUAUGAUUUCAUUUGGGAAUGGCCCAUAUUUUAAGCGCAUUUUCGUAGCUUUGUAAAUAAAAUGAAUAUGUCCCCGACAAUAAUCUUUCUGGAAGCAUUUCGUUACUAAUGAAAUUAUAUGAGAUGAACUUGUUAAAAAAAAAGUAUUAAUCGAUUGUCAAAUAUAUUAAGAACGGGUCACUCACGUAUUUUAAGUCGAAAAACGCUCGACAUGUUUCACUCCGUACCGAGGAGUCACCCAGACCCCCCAUCCCGAGGAGUCCGGAGGAGGAGGCGCCGGUCCGUCACCGUAAACGCAAGCUCCUGAUGACACUCCUCGGUACGGAGUGAAACAUGUCGAGCGUUUUUCGACUUAAAAUACGUGAGUGACCCGUUCUUAAUAUAUUUAAUAUGCUGAGUCUCACGGAAGUUUUGUUAUUAGAAUUACUCGAUUGUCACUCCCAUAGAGUAUCAUUAAAUACUCUUCCUCCUUAUUUUUUUUGAGUUAACACUACUGAAAUAACUAUUAUAAUUUAAUUUAUUGCUAGGAUGUAGGGUAAUUCGUCAAUUAGUAGCCACCGGGUUAUAACUGGCCACCUUAAACUAAAAAUGAAUUAUAUUCACCUUUAAACAGAAUUCAUUUUAGUAAGUAUAAGGUUUCAAUAGCUAUAGCCACCUUAUAGGUACUAAAAUGAAUUCCGUUUUUAGGUGAAUAGAAUUCAUUUUUAGUAUAAGGUGGGGUGGCCAGUUAUUAAACAGGGGCCACUAAUUGACGAAUUACCCCAUUACACUGAGAAUGUAUCGUAAUUUAAAUUUAAAUUGCAAAAGGUUUUUUUUUAUUGUAAAAUACGUUUAUUUCAUAUAAUUUCAUUUUUUCUCGCUUAUAUUAAAAUACUGCCUUAGCAACGCCUUCACAAGUCCGUGUAAGAUUAUUAGAUUACAAAUAAAGACAUAAAAAUAUAGAUAUGUAUGGUGCAAGAGAGAUUGACUAAAUGCAAAAAGUCAUUUUUUUAUGUGAUAAUUUUUGUUGGAAGUCUCAUUCUGAAAAUCUUGUAAUGAACUAUUUAACGAAUAAUUUGCAUUGCUGGAAUGCAUUUUUUUAUUAAAUUAUAAUGUUGUAUUACUAUCUCUUUCUAUAACAUCACUUUCUUUCUUCGGCCUUUACUUUAGUAGAAAAAGUACUAAGUCAACAAUAUAUGGAAAAGUUGACAAUAAUAAAUAAUUGUAAAACUAAAGAAUAAAGAUGCAUAUAUUUUUGUCAUGCUUUCUUUUUCGAAUCUAUUGAUUAAUCGGUCAAUGUGGGAAAGACCGGCAUGUAAAUUUUUUAGUUGGGAGAACCGUCAUAGGUCUGUAUCUUUAGGUAUUUAAAUAAAAGUAAACAAACAAUGCGUAAAUUUUCGGGUAGUUAUAACAUUUAUUGGUUAACCAGCCAAAUACAAAACCGUCUGGAUCAGUCACUGAACGACUUUACUUUUACCUACAUUAUUUGAUCAUGUAAUGUUUUCAUCUAGCGUCAACUGGCUUAAGGAGCCGUUGAGGAUAGAUUUUAUUUAAGAGCAUUUCUCAAAUAGGUUGCCAAAUGUGUAAGGAAAUCUGGUAACAAAAAAGGAAUGUUUCAUACAAACUUUCUGGGACAUUUUGGGAAAUAUGGUGGAAGCUGUUCAGCUUGAUGUACUUUACCAGAAUACCAAUUUUUAUUGAAAUCUAAGAGGCAAUCGAAAUGUACAACCUUUUUGAGAAAUGCUCUUAAAUACCUAAAAAUACAGAGCUUAUUAGUAAUAGGGAAAAAUCUCUCGUAUUUGUAUACGUACGUAGCUCAGACACAGUCAGAAAGGAAGAGCUUCGCUCCUUCUGUUCUAGCGACCUGUAUGCGGAGUAGGUAUACCUGUACAAACUUAACGGCAAGGCCACGACAUUGCGCGACUGCCUUCAGCUAAGGCGACAACGAUAGGUUGGAGUGAGACACAGCGAUGGGAUCUUCCGUUCCCACCUAUGGUUUUCGCCUUAGCCGAAACCGAAAAAGCAUGUAGACGGUCUUUCCCGCAUUUACCUUACGAGUGGAAAAGGACGGCAAUAGUGAAUUACGAGACGUUGUGACUGUUUUCAUAUCAUUUAGUCAUACAUUUUGUAUUACGAAGGCUCUUCAUAAAACUUGUGCAAGUGCCAUAAUAGACUGGACACUGUCAGUAAUAAUAUUAAUUGUGUACCUACAGACACAAAGCUGCAUACCCACAUAAGAUGAAUUCCUUUUUAAAAGUGGGUAGGCAGUUUUGCAGCUCGAUGUGCCUAGUUAAUACUAGAAAUUACUAAUAUGAUUUUAUUACUUACCCUAUUAAAAAUUAUCUGAAAUAUCGGUUCAAUAACCAGUGCAGUGGUUUCAUUGAUAAAUGACUGUAUUAUGCAAUUAAAAAAAACGAUUACAUCAUCUUGACCCACACAAAAGGGAUCAAAAUUGGCAUUAGCACUUACUUUUUUUGCUCCCCUAUAAACCUAAAGGGUUCUAAAUAUUAUUACUGAUGGUGCUGCCAUCUAUUGAAAUCAUAAUGAGACAUGUAAGAAUUGUAUAUCAAAUACGCUAGGGGUGGUAGAUCUAGUAUUAUAUUAGUAACGAUAUAGAUGUUUCCUAUUAUAUGUACUAUGACAUGCACAUUGGAGUUGGCGGGAGAAAGAAUGCUUUUUGUAAGCAUUUUUUGUUUUAGUUUCUCAAAGGGAAUUAGAACUAUUGGCAAUGAACUGUCAAUGAGUCACAUUAAAACCCCUUAUUCAUAAACGCGCACAUUUGUCCUUAUCUGUCAUUUUGACUUAUGUAUUUGUAAGAAAGGGAUAAAACAAUUUAACUAAAUCAGGCCCAUUUUAUGGAUAAGGGGGUAAGUGUUUACAGACGGCCGCACUGGACCGCGACCUUGGUGCGGUCCGGCGCACGUUCGAUAGUGGGUGGUCCGCCAUACGUCUGUUAAGGACGCAGCUAUAAGCGAGAGCGAAAAAGAGAUAUUUUGGGCGUGUGUACAACUUCUGUCCUUGUAAAAUUAGUUUCUUUCGUCUUGGUUUUUUGCUAUUGGGGCUAAAAUCGAUAUUUAUAUUUCAACUAAAUCAACCAUUACAAAAUGGUAGUCCGGGAACUAAUAUUAGUUAUAUAUAUGCAUUUUGAGGAAUUAUUUAUAUUACAAUCAAUAAUUAUUCAGAGCCCAAAGAAUAUUGAAAUGGUGGUCGAUCGGUAAAAACAUUUAAAAAAUAACUUAUAUGCCUACGUUAUAAGGUUAUUUUUACGUUAAAAGCAAAAAACUUAUUUAAGUAGUUUGCUAAAGCGUUCUCUCUCCCGCUCACACGUGGUUCUUUCGAGCCGCGGUUUACAUUGUUAUUUGUUUGUUGCUUAUUUUGAGGUAUUUUUAAUAAUAAAACGCAUAAACUUUU